AAACGCGAUAAAUUUUUAGAGUUGAAUAGCGGUACGCGGCCCUACACACGCAGCGCAGUUGUCAUUUAUCGCAUUCAUCGACGACGUGAGCUCACAGCCCGCGAAAGCCGUGCGUGCAUCGCCGGCACGACAACACACCAAAUGGCCAAGCCCAAAACUAGACCAACGCGGCGCGAGCCGACCUACGCCGCCGUCGCGAAGCCCGUUGCCGUAGAAGCGCCGCCGCCCGCGCCAAGUGCACCGGCGCCGCCGCCGGCCGCCGUGGAUGUGCGCGGCCGCAACGUCUCCGGCCGGCCCUGGAAGCAGCCGCCGAAGAGCCGAAGCUCAUCGCUAAAAAUGACGCAGCCGCGCAAGUCCUGGGACGCGAAGAAGCGGGACCGCGAGGCGCGGCAGCGGGCGCGCGAGAAGGAGGCGGAGUUGGUCGAAGCGCGGAAAGAACGGAUCGCCGAGCAGAAGCGCAAGACCGAAGAAAAAAGGAGUCGGAAAAGGAGGAAUGAAUUCCGGAACGCCCAGUACCAGGUCAUCACGAACGACAAGACCGUCAAAUCUUUAUCGAAGAAAAAAUUGCGGCAAAUCAAGCGGACGCGCGUCGCGGCCGACGGCGAGGUGGAGCUGGUCGACGCCUACGCGCCCAUGCACGGUCCUCGGGCGAAGCGCGUGCGGGGGGGGAAGUGAGUUUUCUUCGCGCGGACGCGGCCGUCGCGGCGACGGCGUCACAUCGUGGGGGCGGCGGUGCAAGUAAUGACCUGUGUAAUCGUGCUCCCGUGUUGUCGCAGUUCAGGGUUCGCCGGCCGUGCAGCCAGCUUGAGCCAUGCCCAACUUUUGCUUCUGGCAAGCCAAAGCUCGCUCUCGCACAGGAACA
This is a messenger RNA of Pelagomonas calceolata, 862 nucleotides long. The record is from the annotation of a GenBank genome assembly. Lineage: Eukaryota; Pelagophyceae; Pelagomonadales; Pelagomonadaceae.